AUGUCUGAACGCGAAGCUCAGGAACUGAUUGCCAAGGCCGACAAGAAGGCUACCUCCUCCUCGUGGCUCUUUGGCGGAAACAAGUACGAAGAGGCCGCAGAGCUUUACACCAAGGCCGGUAACAUCUACAAGAUGGCCAAGCGAUGGAAGGAGUCGGGCGACACGUUCUGCAAGGCUGCGGAUAUGCAGUUGAAGAUGAAUGAGAAAGACGAGGCUGCCAACACGUUCAUCAAUGCCUCAAAGUCAUACAGAAAGUCGAGUCCUCAAGAGGCUAUCUUGUCUUUGGAGAACGCUAUCCAGAUUUUGACAGAGCGAGGACGCUUCCAGUCGGCAGCUAAGCAUCAGGAGGACAUUGCCAGCAUUUACGAGUCUGAGCUCAUUGACCUUGACCAGGCGAUGCGUGCCUAUGAAGUAGCGGCCGAUUGGUACGCAGGAGAGUCUUCAACAGCUCUUUCGCACAAGUGCAUGCUCAAGGUCGCUACAUUUGCUGCUCAGUUGGGACAAUACGACAAGGCCAUCGAAAAGUUUGAGCUCGUCGCCUCUGCCAGUUUGGAUAACCAGCUCAUGAAGUGGUCGCUGAAGGAGUACUUCCUCAAGGCUGGACUCUGUCAUAUCGCCAGUGGGGACUCUGUCACCGCCCACAACGCUGUCAACCGCUACUGCGAAAUGGAUGUUACAUUUGGAUCAACCAGGGAAUGUCAAUUCUUGCAGAGCAUUCUUACUGCUGUGGAUAACAGUGAUGUGGGCCAGUUUACAGGAAGCGUCGUUGAGUUUGACCAAUUGAGCAAGCUGGACAAUUGGAAGACCAAGAUCCUGCUGGAGAUCAAGAACAGCAUAGGAGAGGAGUCCAGCCUGAUCUAA
Molecule: messenger RNA, 861 nt
Organism: Linnemannia hyalina
Lineage: Eukaryota; Fungi; Mortierellomycota; Mortierellomycetes; Mortierellales; Mortierellaceae
Source: the annotation of a GenBank genome assembly